Centropristis striata (black sea bass) is the source of this 1328-nucleotide messenger RNA. RefSeq names its product solute carrier family 25 member 4 (gene slc25a4). Lineage: Eukaryota; Metazoa; Chordata; Actinopteri; Perciformes; Serranidae. The record is from RefSeq and is a predicted model, not a curated record. Gene Ontology annotation, molecular function: ATP:ADP antiporter activity. Gene Ontology annotation, cellular component: mitochondrial inner membrane. Gene Ontology annotation, biological process: mitochondrial ADP transmembrane transport; mitochondrial ATP transmembrane transport. The transcript has 4 exons. The coding region runs from base 46 to 942 and encodes 298 amino acids.
UAGGAACAGUCAGGGGUCUCAUCUCUGCACAAGUAAAAUACAACCAUGUCGGACGCGGUGGUUAGUUUCUUGAAGGACUUUUUGGCCGGUGGCGUUGCCGCUGCCAUCUCCAAAACAGCUGUCGCUCCCAUUGAGAGAGUCAAACUGUUGCUGCAGGUCCAGCAUGCCAGCAAACAGAUCACUGCAGAGAUGCAGUACAAGGGAAUCAUGGACUGUGUGGUCAGGAUCCCAAAGGAACAGGGCUUUAUUUCCUUCUGGAGAGGCAACCUGGCCAACGUGAUCCGUUACUUCCCCACCCAAGCCCUCAACUUCGCCUUCAAAGAUAAGUACAAGAAGAUCUUCCUCGGUGGUGUGGAUCAAAAAACACAGUUCUGGCGUUACUUCGCUGGUAAUCUCGCGUCUGGCGGUGCCGCAGGUGCAACUUCGCUCUGCUUCGUCUACCCUCUCGACUUCGCCAGAACAAGACUCGCUGCCGACAUCGGCAAGGGCACAGCUGAGAGAGAGUUCACCGGUCUUGGAAACUGCAUCAGCAAGAUCUUCAAAACCGAUGGCCUCAAGGGUCUUUACCAAGGAUUCAACGUGUCAGUGCAGGGUAUCAUCAUCUACAGAGCGGCCUACUUCGGAUGCUUCGACACAGCUAAAGGUAUGCUGCCAGAUCCCAAAAACACACACAUCGUCGUCAGCUGGAUGAUCGCCCAGACUGUCACUGCUGCAGCUGGUAUCAUUUCAUACCCCUUCGACACCGUCAGACGUCGUAUGAUGAUGCAGUCUGGACGCAAAGGAGCUGACAUCAUGUACUCGGGCACAAUCGACUGCUGGAAGAAGAUCUUAAAGGACGAGGGAGGAAAAGCCUUCUUCAAGGGUGCCUGGUCCAACGUGAUCAGAGGCAUGGGUGGUGCCUUUGUGUUGGUGCUGUACGACGAGAUCAAGAAGUACACAUAAACUGUCUAAUCUCCCAGUCCCCAAGGAAACCCUUCACUUUGUUUAAGUCUUAAUUCCUGUAAUAGAGUGCUAACAGCUUGUGGUGGUUUACAAUGUGGCAAUGUACAGGUACUCGACCUGGGUUUACAUGCCCCCUCAGAAAUAUGUAUAUAUAUAUCCCAUCUACAACGCACAAACAGUGUUUCAGUGUGACAAAGUCAAGCCAGUGUUUCAGUGGAGAUGUUGUGAUGAUGCAGGAGAUGAUGUCACUACCUGUCAUAUGUCAGAGUCAGUUGGUAGAGCAAGUUGCUAAAGCCCAUGUGGUGUUAUGUUGUGACCACUGCACUCUGACCCAAGUGUCCCACCUCACACAUUAUUUUAUUAAGAAUAAAGAUUUCUUAGUCUUA